ACGCUUCACUGAUGUCCCGGAAAUGAAACCCGGUAAACAAAACCAUGUCCAAUCAGAGUGCAACGUUGUUUGAGGCCCGGGGAUACUUUGAUAUACUUCUGGUUCACAAAAAUGGCUUCUCUUGACAGAGUGAAAGUAUUAGUUUUGGGAGAUUCCGGUGUGGGGAAGUCUUCAUUAGUCCAUCUGCUGUGUCAAAAUCAGGUUUUGGGGAAUCCUUCAUGGACCGUUGGUUGCUCUGUAGAUGUGCGGGCGCAUGACUACAAGGAAGGUACCCCGGAGGAGAAGACCUUCUACAUUGAAUUAUGGGAUGUUGGAGGGUCAGUAGGAAGUGCUAGCAGUGUUAAAAGCACCAGAGCGGUUUUCUACAACUCAGUCAAUGGCAUUAUACUAGUUCACGAUCUGACGAACAAGAAAUCCUCCCAAAAUCUAUAUCGCUGGUCUUUAGAAGCCUUAAACAGAGACUCGUCGCCAACAGGAGUUAUCGUAUCAAAUGGUGAUUAUGACAGAGAGCAGUUUGCUGAGAACCCAGUGCCUUUGUUGUUGAUCGGCACCAAGUUUGACCAGAUCCCAGAAAACAAGCGCAGCGAUGUUCUCAACAGGACAGCCUUCCUCUCUGAAGACUUCAACGCCGAAGAGAUCAAUCUGGACUCCACCAAUCCAAGAUAUCUAGCUGCCGGUACCUCUAAUGCAGUGAAGCUAAGUAGGUUCUUUGACAAGGUCAUCGAGAAGAGAUACUUCACGAGAGAUCCAAGUCAAAUGACUGGUUUCACAGAGCGAAAAAGGUUCAACUUCAAAAGCCAACACUACGACUGAGCUUGCAGCCACAGGGCAUGAGUGGUCUGUGGUUGUAACUCUGCAGCACAGCAUUUCUCUCUUUCUUUCUCUACGUUCUUCUGUUUCCCACGCAUGAUUUAAUUCCUAAUAAGACAACUUGUAAAUAGAAAUAAAACACAGUUGUGUUGAUUGCUUUAAGAAGUAGCGGUGUUGGUGCACAGGGGGAAUCUUACAUUUAUUAAUUUUGACAUGCAUUUGCUCGUCUAUUUACAAAAAUGUUUCCAACAGACUUGAGUUGUCUGUUCCACACUGAUGCUAAUGUAAUGCUACCCUUUCUCAGAUUUUUGCUACAU
This is a messenger RNA of Osmerus eperlanus (European smelt), 1127 nucleotides long. RefSeq names its product RAB, member of RAS oncogene family-like 3 (gene rabl3). The record is from RefSeq and is a predicted model, not a curated record. NCBI's taxonomy places the organism in Eukaryota, Metazoa, Chordata, Actinopteri, Osmeriformes, Osmeridae. The transcript is spliced from 8 exons. Gene Ontology annotation, biological process: intracellular protein transport. Gene Ontology annotation, cellular component: endomembrane system. Gene Ontology annotation, molecular function: GTPase activity. The coding region runs from base 112 to 813 and encodes 233 amino acids.